This is a messenger RNA of Caretta caretta (loggerhead turtle), 1818 nucleotides long. The record is from RefSeq and is a predicted model, not a curated record. NCBI's taxonomy places the organism in Eukaryota, Metazoa, Chordata, Testudines, Cheloniidae.
CUGCGCUUGGCCAGCCCCACCUGCUCCCAGCUCUAUGCAAACUGCUGCUUCCUGCUGUCUGUGAGAUCCCUUUUCUUCUGCCACAGAGCGAGUGAGCUAGAUCCUCUGCAGCGCCGGGGGCACAGCCGGUCCCUCCGCAGCCGACGCCGCGGACACAGCCGGUCCCUCCACAGCCGACGCCGCGGACACAGCCGGUCCCUCCACAGCCGACGCCGCGGGCACAGCCGGUCCCUCCACAGCCGACGCCGCGGACACAGCCGGUCCCUCCACAGCCGACGCCGUGGACACAGCCGAUCCCUCCACAGCCGACGCCGCGGACACAGCCGAUCCCUCCACAGCCGACGCCGCGGACACAGCCGAUCCCUCCACAGGCGACGCCGCGGGCACAGCCGGUCCCUCCACAGCCAACGCCGCGGACACAGCCGGUCCCUCCACAGCCGGCACUGCGGGCACAGCCGGUUCCCGCACAGCCAGCGCCACGGGCACAGCCGGUCCCUCCACAGCCGGCACCGUGGGCACAGCCAGUCCCUCCACAGCCGGCACCGUGGGCACAGCCAGUCCCUCCACAGCCGACGCCGCGGGCACAGCCGGUCCCUCCACAGCCGACGCCGCGGACACAGCUGGUCCCUCCACAGCCGGCACCGCGGGCACAGCCGGGUCCUCUCUACCCAGCACUGCACAGGCACUGCCAGCCCCUCCCCAGCGAGCCCCGGAGCUGCAGCCGGCUCCCAGAUGGCCCAGAGCGUCGUUUAUGCCGACCUGAAGUUCGUGAAGGCCCCUGUGGGGAGCAGCGUGUGCUCCAGGGCGCGGGAGGCAGCGCCCGCAGACGAGGAGGAGGCAGAGCUCACCUACGAGAACAUCCAGCUGGCCCAGCCUGGGGAGGUGAGGCGGGGGCAAGGGGCGGAGCAGAGCAAAGAGCCGUGGUGGAGCACACGGUACCUGCCCCUUGGCUUGCUGGGGACCUGCCUCUUCCUCCUGGCCACCACCAUCGGCCUGGGGGUUCGCUACUGGCAGGUUUCCCAGCAUCUGCAGCAGGCGUCCCGAGCGCACGAGGCCGAGAGCAGCCACCUCUCCCAGCAAGUCAGCACCAAGGAGGCUACCCUGGUGCAGACGGCGAGGGAGCUGGAGCAGGCCAGGCAGGAGCUGGAGCAGGCCAGGCGGGAGCUGGAGCAGGCCAGGCAGGAGCUGGAGCAGGCCAGGCGGGAGCUGGGGCAGGCGAGGCAGGAGGAGAACAGCACCCAGGAGCAGCUGCGAGAGCGGGAUGCCGCAUUAGAGGGAACGAAGGAGGAGCUGGCGAGGGUACAGGAGGAGAAGAGAGAAAUUAAAGAGAAGCUGAACCAAAUGGAGAGCGCCCUGUCCAGCAUCCGCCCCUGCGAGCAGACAGGCUGCUGCCCGGCAGACUGGGUGUUGUACAGAGGAAAGUGCUUGUUCGUCUCGAAGGAGGAGAAGACUUGGGAAGAAAGCAAGAAAGACUGCGAAGGGAACUCUGCUCGGCUUCUUAUCACCAAAUCCUGGGACUCGAGGGCAAUGCCGAAUUUUCUGAAAAAUACUAAUGUCCAGUACUGGAUUGGACUAGUCUGGAAUAAGGAAUCAGAGUGGCAGUGGAAGUGGGUUGAUAACUCACGCUUUGAAGACCCACGCUACUGGAGCUACGCGCGUUACAGCCUUACGUCGUGUGGAGCAAUAAGAAAUGGCUUCAUAAACAGGGACUUGUGCUACUCUCCAAAGCCAUGGAUCUGUGAGAAGGCACCCAGCCAGCCCAGCCCAGCCAGACGUUGGUUUCCUUCGAGUCCCUAGAGGGACAAUCAGUGAGAGCCC